UCGACGUGUGUAAGUAUGGGGCUAAGGAGAAAAAAGCUAUUCGGACAGACCACGCCUCGCAGAGGCCCGUUCGAGCCACGCCUUCGCUGGUGGGGGAACGGAUCGUAUUUGCCAGUCGGUACCCGCAUUCGCGACCCGCGUACGUUCGAGUUUAAAAAAAUAAUAAUUAAAAAGAAAACCUGUCAAUUUCCAGCGCCAAUUGGCGCGCUUUCUGACAGAUUGGGUUUUUAAUGUUUGUGUGCUGUGAGUGAGUGUGUUUUUUGGGGGAUCAUUUUGGAAGCUUUAGGAAGGAUUUUUAAUGAUGGCGUAACAACAGCAAACCAAAAUGGCGGCGGUAUCAACGCCACACAUGCAGGACUCCCGUGUCAAAAUACAAGAAAGUGACGAAGAACCAUAUUCCCCAACCACCAGAGACACUGUCACCCCCGACUUCAACGAAGAAGACAAGGAAGAACGCCCCCUACAUGCCUUCUCCAUCCACAACGUUCUGAAGAAGGAACGCACCAGCCCUGAGAAUGUAUUCUCAACUGAUAAACUCCUCCAAAAUACUCCUAAUUAUGAAGAAAAUGACAAUAACGAUUCUAGAAACUCUGAAAGCGUCAGCCCUAGAAUCGACUAUGACGAUAAUCAGACAAACGAAUCCAGAGCAGAAAUAAGUGUAGAUGAUGACAAUUCUUGCUGUAGUGAUGACACAGUAUUAUCUGUCGGAAACGAAGCACCUGUCAAUUAUGAAAACAAUGAUAAAGAACAGGGACUAACAUCUUUCAAACACAUACAGACACAUUUAAACGCAAUCUCACAACUGAGUCAGAAUUUGACGAUGAACCAGCCUUUAAUCUUACGACCGAAUCCUAUAACCCCAAAUCCUCUGAUGUUUUUAAAUCAGCCAUUAUUAUUUCAGAAUCCGAUUAUGGAUCUAAAAGCACCUAUACCUCGGCCUGCACCGAGUAAUUUAAUGAACCCUCAAGUUUUUAACCUAAAUUUCAGUCGAAAGACUCAAGAUUUAAGAAACGCACGGACAGACGAAAAUAGAAGACUUAACUAUAUGACUCCAAAGUCUCCUGACGAAUCUAGGGAUUUCAUGAGUCAAAGUUUAAAGUUUAGUAUAGAUAAUAUUUUGAAAGCAGAUUUUGGGAGGAGGAUAACUGACCCUAUGAAGAGGAAGAAGAGGGUUGAAGUUAAGGAGGUUAAGGAGGCGAAGGAGGAGGCGAGGGUGCCGGAGGUGAAGAGUGGGGAGAAGGGAGGGGCGAUCGACUUGUCGAAGGGGGAUGACAGUGCGAGUAAUUCUGGGUCUACCACUGGGACGACGUCCGGGGACGGGCCCAUGGUGUGGCCAGCCUGGGUGUACUGUACACGCUAUAGCGACCGACCCAGUUCCGGACGAAGUAAGUACGGGACCUCACGGCAGACACGUCCGCGCACGCGCCGGCCGAAGAAGCCCCCUGGAGAGGCCGCGCAGACUGACGAGAAACGCCCCAGGACCGCUUUCUCUGGCCCGCAGCUCGCCAGGCUAAAGCACGAGUUCGCCGAGAAUCGCUACCUGACGGAGCGGCGGCGGCAAGCUCUGGCCGCGGAGCUCGGUCUGGCUGAAGCUCAGAUCAAGAUCUGGUUCCAGAACAAGCGAGCCAAGAUCAAGAAGGCCUCGGGACAGAGGAACCCGCUAGCCUUACAGCUGAUGGCACAGGGCUUGUAUAAUCACAGCACGGUGCCGCUGACGAGGGAAGAAGAGGAGCUGGAGAUGAAAGCGAGAGAGAGGGAGCAACAGAAUAGACAGUAGAUUUUGUGAAAAGACGAGGCUAAUGUUUACUUCAUUUGGGUAGAAUCAGGUCUGCUAUUGCAGAUAUUAUAUGCACCCAUUUUUGGAUCAGUUAUUUAUAAUCCUUUAAAGGCAGCCUCUGUGACAAAUUUUAAGGUAAAGAUGAAAUUACUUAAUAAAUGAAUGAACCUGCUGAGUAAAUAAUCUUGUAUAUCUGGAUUAACAUCAAGACUAGAACGGAAUGCCACAAACUAUUGUAUUAUACAUGUUGGAGGAACAGUAAUUUAUAUAAACAAUGACUCAUCUUAGACCGGCCCUGGGCUGGGCCAGGGCGUCCGAUACUUCGUUUUCUACAGAAAGCAUUACGUGAUCACCCGUUAUAGAAAAUGAAGUGUCGGACUCCCCGGCCCGACCCCGGGCUGGUUUAGCGUGAGUCAUCCUUAAGUAAGUCUGUUUUAUUUUGUGACUAGAAGUGUUUCUGGGCAUCUCUUAGGUUUUCUAUCAGCAUACAUCAUAGAAAACGAAUAUUAAAAAGUUCUUUUCUAAAUUUAGACAAACAGAUUUGCUACACAACGUUGCAAUAGGUUAUACAUUUUAAAGACUUAGCCUUGUCUUUUAGCAGAAAUAUGUAAAUUCUUGAAUAGAACGUGCAUUUGUAGUUUUUGGACACGAUAGGUUACUUUUACUCAGG
This is a messenger RNA of Cydia pomonella (codling moth), 2447 nucleotides long. It is a transcript of the gene Inv, whose product is annotated as homeobox protein invected-like. The record is from RefSeq and is a predicted model, not a curated record. Gene Ontology annotation, biological process: regulation of transcription by RNA polymerase II; multicellular organism development; neuron differentiation. NCBI's taxonomy places the organism in Eukaryota, Metazoa, Arthropoda, Insecta, Lepidoptera, Tortricidae. The transcript has 6 exons. Gene Ontology annotation, cellular component: nucleus. Gene Ontology annotation, molecular function: DNA-binding transcription factor activity, RNA polymerase II-specific; RNA polymerase II cis-regulatory region sequence-specific DNA binding. Bases 326 to 1777 code for a protein of 483 amino acids.